Manis javanica (Malayan pangolin) is the source of this 347-nucleotide messenger RNA. It is a transcript of the gene APELA, whose product is annotated as apelin receptor early endogenous ligand. Gene Ontology annotation, molecular function: apelin receptor binding. Gene Ontology annotation, biological process: apelin receptor signaling pathway; heart development. The record is from RefSeq and is a predicted model, not a curated record. NCBI's taxonomy places the organism in Eukaryota, Metazoa, Chordata, Mammalia, Pholidota, Manidae.
ACGGCGCAGCACACCAGCAACCUUGUCUGAUGUGAUCAUUAACCUUUCUGGAAAACGCAGCUGGCGGUUCUCUGAGGUUAUCAUUAGAAUGUGAGGAGAGCCACACAGAUACCGCACAGGCGAUUCAAAGAUUGUUUGGUUUACUUGGAGAGUUAUUGCUCCACUUUAGUGUGGCAGAAAAAUGAGAUUUCAACAAUUCCUUUUUGUACUUUUAAUUUUUAUUAUGUGUCUUCUUCUUAUCAACGGACAGAGACCAGCUAAUUUGGCAAUGAGAAGAAAAUUACACAGACAGAACUGCCUUCAGAGGAGAUGUAUGCCUCUUCAUUCACGAGUGCCCUUCCCCUGAG